AGCAGGUGAAGGCCUUGAGGGCUGCUUCUGCGGCGCUGCUCCUCCUAGGAUGGCUGCCCUGGUUGUAAACAAGCCUGGAGCGGGACUAGACAGUGGUCGUCAGGGCAGCCGGGGGACGGCCGUGGUGAAGGUGCUGGAGUGUGGAGUUUGUGAAGAUGUCUUUUCUUUGCAAGGAGACAAAGUUCCUCGCCUUCUGCUUUGUGGCCACACAGUCUGUCAUGACUGUCUCACUCGGCUGCCUCUUCACGGAAGAGCAAUCCGUUGCCCUUUUGAUCGACAAGUAACAGACCUAGGAGAUUCAGGUGUCUGGGGAUUGAAAAAAAAUUUUGCUUUAUUGGAGCUUUUGGAACGACUACAGAAUGGACAUAUUGGUCAGUAUGGAGCUGCAGAAGAAGCCAUUGGGAUAUCUGGAGAGAGCAUCAUUCGUUGUGAUGAAGAUGAAGCUCACGUUGCAUCUGUAUAUUGCACUGUAUGUGCAACUCACUUGUGCUCAGAGUGUUCCCAAGUUACCCAUUCAACAAAGACAUUAGCAAAGCACAGGAGAGUGCCUCUAGCUGAUAAACCUCAUGAGAAAACCAUGUGCUCUCAGCAUCAGGUGCAUGCCAUUGAGUUUGUUUGCUUGGAAGAUGGCUGUCAAACUAGCCCACUCAUGUGCUGUGUCUGCAAAGAAUAUGGAAAACACCAAGGUCACAAGCAUUCAGUAUUGGAACCAGAAGCUAACCAGAUCCGAGCAUCAAUUUUAGAUAUGGCUCAUUGCAUACGGACCUUCACUGAGGAAAUCUCAGAUUAUUCCAGAAAAUUAGUUGGAAUCGUUCAGCACAUUGAAGGAGGAGAACAAAUAGUGGAAGAUGGAAUUGGAAUGGCCCACACAGAACAUGUACCAGGUACUGCGGAGAAUGCCCGGUCAUGUGUCCGAGCUUAUUUUUCUGAUCUACAUGAAACUCUGUGUCGUCAAGAAGAAAUGGCUCUAAGUGUUGUUGAUGCUCAUGUUCGAGAAAAACUGAUUUGGCUCAGACAGCAGCAAGAAGAUAUGACUAUUUUGUUAUCCCAGGUUUCAACAGCCUGUCUCCAUUGUGAAAAGACUUUGCAACAGGAUGAUUGUAGAGUUGUCUUAGCAAAACAAGAAAUUACAAGGUUACUGGAAACAUUGCAAAAGCAGCAGCAGCAGUUUACAGAGGUUGCAGAUCACAUUCAGUUAGAUGCCAGCAUCCCUGUCACUUUUACAAAGGACAAUAGAGUUCACAUUGGACCCAAAAUGGAAAUUCGAGUUGUUACGUUAGGAUUAGAUGGUGCUGGAAAAACUACUAUUUUGUUUAAAUUAAAACAGGAUGAGUUCAUGCAGCCUAUUCCAACAAUUGGUUUUAAUGUGGAAACUGUAGAAUAUAAAAAUCUAAAGUUCACCAUUUGGGAUGUAGGUGGAAAACAUAAAUUAAGACCAUUGUGGAAACAUUAUUACCUCAAUACCCAAGCUGUUGUAUUUGUUGUUGAUAGCAGUCAUAGAGACAGAGUUAGUGAAGCACACAGUGAACUUGCAAAGUUGUUAACAGAAAAAGAACUCCGAGAUGCUUUGCUACUGAUUUUUGCUAACAAACAGGACGUUGCUGGAGCUCUGUCAGUAGAAGAAAUCACUGAACUUCUUAGUCUCCAUAAAUUGUGCUGUGGCCGAAGCUGGUAUAUUCAGGGCUGUGAUGCUCGAAGUGGUAUGGGACUGUAUGAAGGGUUGGACUGGCUCUCACGGCAACUUGUGGCUGCUGGAGUAUUGGAUGUUGCCUGAUUUUAAAUGCAGCAGUUGUUUAAAGUUUUGUGGUUAAAAGUUAUUUUGCACGUAAUAUGAUGUAAGAAAUUAUACAUCUCAAAGGUAGUUAAUUUACGAUGUAUACAUAAAAGGAAUUUUAGUUUGGGAAUUCAGUACAAUAUCACUUUUAAAAAACUGUAGUAAAAUUUAAAUAUCUGAUGGAGCAGAUUAAAUUGGAUUAAAUAGGGACUUACUGGGUAUACAUUUUUUUUCAACGUACAAUAGUUUUUCAGAUUAUAUGUGACCCAUAUAUUGGGAAAGAAGUAGUCACAAAGAGUAGGUGAAAGUUUAUUCUUUCAAAGGAAAAAGGAUAGCCAACUGAAUGCCUAAUGGAACCUCUGUAUGAAGCAAGUGAAGCAUGGCUUCUUCAACUUGGCUUUUCACUGGAUUUUGGCAGUAUUUAGUAGCAAAACUGGCAGUGACUUAAUGAAAUACAAUUCAAACUGUAUCUUUGAGUAAUAGGAUUACUUUAACGUUCAGUAUAACAGAACACGUUUAAUGCUAAGAACUAUAAGCUAUAGAAAAUUAAUAUUUUAGUGUUUUAUUAAAGCUCUCCUAAAGCCUUUUGUAUAAAACCCAGUGAGUCAGAAUGAAAUGGAAUCUAACUAGGCCUGAUGUUCGAUUAGUGCUACACUGAAGAACAAUUAAUAAUAAAAUUGUGAAAGUCAGUUAUAUUCUAGUUGAUCUUCACUUAUGAAAGACCCAUUUGCAGGGCUGAACCUGAAAGUAUUAUUUUCCAGGUCAGAGCUCUAAAUUCGUCCUUCUGUUUUUCAGUAUGUUUAAAGUACUUAGCAUUGUGUCUUUUAAAAAUAAUAUUGCAUCUUCAGUGAGAAUGACUAUAGGUAAAAUGUAGUAAGUUACACACAGAAACGAGGGUUGGUUUUACAUAAAAGGUAGAGAUGUAAGUAGAAAACUACCUCUACCACAGAGAAGUUAUUUAUGCAGUGGAAAAUGCUUAUUACAAUUACUUUAAAAUGUUUUCCCCAAAUAAGUGUAUUUAUGUUAACAAUAAAUGUGAUCAAGGCUUUUCAUGACAAGGCCUUGAAAAGUUGUUUGAGAAACAACAUGUCUAAGGAAAAGAAAUGUUCAAAAAGUUUACAUCACAUUUAUUAUGCAGUGUUGAGUAGGAGUUUAAAAAGUUUGUGCUCUUUACUGUUUUUCAUUUUUUAAGGAAACUCCCUUAUUAUGGCAGUACGAUUUAUAUUUAAACAUACCUAGAUUGAAUUUUAUGGUUUUUGUUUUUCUUUUUAAAUGCUCUUUAUACUUUAGGAUGAGGUUAAAUCCUAAAUCUUAUUUGAAACGCUAUGAGGACAUUGAUGUCUGAUGGUAAGAUGUGACUCCUGGGUGGCACUGUUUUGGUUCAGUCUCUUCAAAUGUACUUUUGUUUAAAAACAACAAAACUUUUAGAAAACAAAGCAUUAAAAAAAAAGUCUGUCAGUAUUAUGGGCAGUGUGUAAAUAAGUAAUAUUACAUCCUUUGUUUUUCAAGUAAAAGGUCAUGCUGUUACAAGUGUAGUUUGUGCAUAUAAUACUUCUGAAUUAAAUUAACAUUUGACUGAUUGCAAUAACUGUGAAAAAUAAAAAAGGUGUUACAUUUGCCUGUGAGCCCUUGAACUGUUUUCUCUACUAGGUAAUUGGAAAAAAGAAGUCUAACACUAACAUGUAAACUUGCAUUUUCCUUGUAAAUUAAGUUUAUUUUACCAAUUUUGCUUAACUUUUAAAUUCACAUUCCUAGCAUAUUUCUAAAACAAUUUAAAAAUUGUGUUUAGACUUGAUUAUAACAUACAUGAUAGUACUGUUUGUUACUAUUUUUUUAAGAAAUACUUUUCUCAGGCUCUUACUACUAUUUGUGGUUGUAUUCUUUCACUAAUUAUUAGUUAAGAUUGUGCUUGCUAGUUCCCUCUGGGAAAUGUCAAACUUCAGAGAGGUUUUAAAUACAGUCUAUUUGGAUUUGCCUCCUGGCACUGAAUUUCUGUAUCAAGCCUAAAUAUUAUUGUAUGGUUUAUGUAAAGCAGGUUUUUCAAGUGUAUAGUCUUGGUCUGUAAUUCUGGAAUGCUUUAUAAUUACUAGAAGCCGUUAUUUGCAUUACACAUAUGAUCAGUAUAGACAGCAAUAAAAUGUUAAAAUCAUUUUAAAGAAGUCCUAUUAUUCUAAAAAUUCUGUUUCUUGAACCAUCUAUAUAGUAGUAUUGCUAGUAACCAAUUAAAGUUAUAUUUGUGCUAUGGUUAAGAGAAAACAAAAUGGGAUAGGGAUUGACUUGUAUGACAAAUUUGAGAUAUACUUUAUUAAAAAUUUAGAAAUACCA
Molecule: messenger RNA, 4099 nt
Organism: Lagenorhynchus albirostris (white-beaked dolphin)
Lineage: Eukaryota; Metazoa; Chordata; Mammalia; Artiodactyla; Delphinidae
Gene: TRIM23
Product: tripartite motif containing 23
Exons: 11
Coding region: 50-1774 (574 amino acids)
Biological process (GO): intracellular protein transport; vesicle-mediated transport
Cellular component (GO): lysosomal membrane; cytoplasm; plasma membrane
Molecular function (GO): GTP binding; zinc ion binding; GTPase activity
Source: RefSeq, a predicted model, not a curated record